AACAGCAUCUCUUUCAAAUCAGGCACUGAUUGGACACCACGCUAGCGAUGUAGUCGCGCCUCAAGCAGGUUACCAAACGCAGUGACAGAUGGGAGGCAAAAGACAGUAGUAGCCCGGGCGGUGAAACUGCAAUCUCAACAAACAUUGAAACAGCGUUCAGUUAUGUACAUGAAGACAUCAACGCAGUAGAUGACAAGGCCAGCGAAUAUCACCCUUCGUCGGUAGAUUAUUCAGCAAGAUCAUCAUCAGCACCACGGAAAGCAGUGCUCGCAAAAUGUGUUGUCAAUGAUGAGGGACAAGACAGCGGUGCUAGCCUGCUAGCUAGCAGACACGUCGUUGCCUCUCUUUAGCUGGCUUGUUGCGAGGGAAACUGUGACGCCUAUUAUUUACUUUUACCAAUUCUUAACAUUUAGGAUUCCCGUGACCGAGCCAGUUUAGUUAUAUAUUAAUCUAACGGGGUACGCCGUGAACUCUUCCGGCGAGUGGUUUUCUUUACUCGCCAAAGUGUCUCGCUAUUGACAUCAGCUAAAAGAAGACGAGACAGACCAUGGAGACGCCGGGUAGAAUAGCACAGACGCCCGAUGCGGUGGACUUCACAGUGGAGAACGUUGAAAAGGCGCUGCACCAGCUCUACUAUGACCCGAACAUCGAGAACAAGAACUUGGCCCAGAAGUGGCUGAUGCAGGCGCAGGUGUCGCCCCAGGCCUGGCAGUUCUGCUGGGCCCUGCUCAGCCCAGAUAAGGUGCCAGAGAUCCAGUACUUCGGGGCGUCUGCGUUGCACACUAAGAUAUCUCGCUACUGGGCGGACAUCCCAGCGGAGCAGUACGAGUCCCUGAAGACCCAGCUGUUUGCCCACAUUGCCCGCUUCGCCUCGGGGGCCAAGAUCGUGCUGACCCGCCUGUGCGUGGCGCUGGCCUCGCUCGCCCUCAACAUGAUGCCCGAGGUCUGGCCCGGGGCCGUGUCCGAGAUGAUGCGCGCCUUCCAGGAAGAAGGCUCUGGCUGUGACGGGCGUGCGCGGUGCCUGGCGCUGCUGGAGCUGCUGACGGUGCUCCCGGAGGAGUUCCAGACCAGCCGGCUGCCGCAGUACCGCAAGGGUCAGGUGCGGGGCGCUCUGGGCCGGGAGUGGGCCGCCGUCCAGCCGUUACUGCAGCAGCUGCUGCGGCAGGCCGACUCGCCGGGGCUGGUGCGGGCGCGCGUGCUCAAGUGCCUGUCCAGCUGGGUGCUGCUGGACGUGCCGCUGUGCGAGAGCGAGGCGCUGGUGGAGGACGCCUUCUCCGCGCUCGCCGACCCCGAGCUCUUCGACGCCGCCGCGGACGCCAUCGUCAACGCCGUCUCGCAGCCCGACUCACAGAGGUAUGUGAACACGCUGCUGAAGCUGGUUCCUCAGGUGCUACAGCUUCAGGACCAGCUGAGGGAGGCGGUGACCAGUGGAGACAUGGAGACCUCACACGGCAUCUGCCGCAUCGCCGUCGCACUGGGGGAGAACCACUCCAGAGCCCUGUUGGAGCAGGUGGAGCACUGGCAGGGUUUCCUGGCGCUGGUCAACAUGAUCAUGUUCUGCACCGGCAUCCCCGGCCACUACCCCGUCAACGAGACCACCAGCUCACUCACACUCACAUUCUGGUACACACUACAGGAUGACAUCAUGUCGUUUGAGGCGGAGAAGCAGGCGGUGUACCUGCAGGUGUACAGGCCGGUCUACUUCCAGCUGGUGGACGUGCUGCUCCACAAGGCCCAGUUCCCCUCCGAUGAGGAGUACGCAUCCUGGUCAUCAGACGAAAAGGAACAGUUCAGAAUCUACAGGGUGGAUAUCUCUGACACGCUGAUGUACGUGUAUGAGAUGCUGGGAGCUGAGUUGCUAAGUAACCUUUAUGACAAGCUGGGCCGACUGCUGACCAAUCCGGAGCAGCCCACUUCCUGGCAGCACACGGAGGCUCUCCUGUACGGCUUCCAGUCCAUCGCGGAGACAAUAGACGUCAACUACUCGGACGUCAUCCCCGGACUCAUCGGACUCAUCCCUCGCAUCAGCAUCAACAACGUACAGCUGGCCGACACAGUCAUGUUCACCAUCGGUGCGUUGGCUGAGUGGUUAGCGGACCACCCGGUGAUGUUAAGUAGUGUGCUGCCAUUGGUGCUGCAGGCGCUAGGCAACCCUGACCUGUCAGUCUCCAGCGUCUCCACCCUCAAGAAGAUCUGCAGAGAGUGCAAAUACGACCUGCCGCCCUACGCCACUAACAUAGUGGCCGUCUCACAGGAGGUACUUAUUAAACAGAUCCACAAGACGAGUCAGUGUAUGUGGUUGAUGCAGGCGCUGGGCUUCCUGUUGUCAGCGUUGCCUGUUGAGGAGAUCCUGAGCAACCUGCACGCCCUCAUCACCCCCUACAUACAGCAGCUGGAGAAGCUAGCGGACGAGACGCCGAACCCGUCCAAUAAGCUGGCCAUAAUCCACAUCCUGGGGCUGCUGUCAAAUCUCUUCACCACGCUGGACAUCAGCAAGCAGGACGACGAGUCAGGAGACAGCCAGCCGCCCGUCAAGUCCACCCCACCGCCCCCCGGACCCAACCCGGUUGUGGUGGUGCUCCAGCAGGUGUUUGCCCUCAUCCAGACCGUCCUCAGCAAGUGGCUCAACGACUCCCAAGUGGUGGAGGCGGUGUGUGCCAUCUUUGAGAAGUCGGUCAAGACUCUGCUGCAUGAUUUUGCCCCCAUGGUGGCGCAACUGAGCCAGAUGCUCGGACAGAUGUACAGCACUAUACCACAGGCGUCCGCACUGGACCUCACACGACAGAUGGUUCACAUAUUUGCCAGUGAGACGGACCACUUCCCCCCCAUCAAAGCGCUCUUCGAGAUGGUCACCUCCGUCACACUCACCAUCUUCCAGCAAGGGCCCAGGGAUCAUCCUGAUAUUGUUGAUUCAUUUAUGCAACUCCAAGCUCAGGCUCUGAAACGGAAGUCCGAUUUGUACUUGUCUGAGAACCUUGACGUGAAGGCAGUCUUCCACUGUGGAAUUCUAUCACUCAAAUUCCCUGAGGCUCCAACGGUCAAGUCCACUUGUCUGUUCUUUACGGAGCUGCUUCCGCACUGUGCGGACAUCCCUCCUGUGGCCCAGGUGGUGCAGCAGGACGGGAAGCUGCUGCUACAGGCCGUACUAGAGGCGAUCGGUGGCCAGUCGUCGCGUAGCCUGAUGGACGUGUUUGCGGAGGUGCUGUUCUCUCUGAAUAAGCACUGCUUUGGCCUGCUGACCGUCUGGCUCAAGGAGGCGCUGCAGUCGCCCGGCUUCCCCUCCUCACGCGUCUCCGCAGAGCAGAAGGACACCUUCAGCCAGCAGGUCCUCAGGGAGCGCGUGAACAAGAGGAGAGUGAAGGACAUUGUGAAGGAGUUCACGCUGGUGUGUCGAGGCCUCCACGGGACGGAGUACGCAGCCGACUACUGAAUCGCCCCGACCCGUCCUGACCCGACCCGACCCGACUGGCUCCAUCUCCAGCCCCAUCCUCCAGCACCCUUCAAGUAUCCACAUUUGGAUCGGGCCUCUACUCUCUGGCUCCGAUCCGAUUGGAUCGGACUGCCCACUACAGUCCACCACAGUCCCAGAGCAGCCGGUCCAGUCCAGUCCGGUCCGGGAGGCUAAAUCAAAACCUAAACCCAGACCCUACUCCCUGUGGGCCCUGCGCUCUCUGCUCUCUGCUCUCUGCGCUUGGUCCCCCGUGAACUUCACUGAAACAUUCUCACAUGUCAUCACAGCCGCUCCAGCUCCCCCACACACCAUCCACCUGCUCCAGCUCCUAUAUACACAUGACACCCCACACCUGUAACUCAAGACGAGGCAAAGACAUACAGUACGUAACACCCCCACCCUGCAUAACUCACGAUGAGGCAAAGACAUAACACCCCCACCCUGCGUAACUCACAACGAGGCAAAGACAGACAAAGACAUUAAGACUGCUCAGAACUGGAGAGGUUCUGCUCUUAAUAUGCAUUGCAUUUCUCUCUCUCUUUCCCUCUGUUUUGUUCCAUCUCUUUCCUCCUCCUAUUUUCUGUCUUUUCUUUUUUUCCCUCUUUCUCCUUUAUCUCCAUGCAUUCUGUCGCUCUUCCGCCUUUUAUUUCUUUUCUCGCGUUCAUUCUUCAAUCUCUACCUCUAUAUGUACUUUGCAUCUCCACUUCUCAGCUGAGGCUCUUUCUUUUAUUCUUUGUUUCUUUCUCUCUUCAUCUCUUCUCCACAGCAUGCACACUGUAAAAAGAAAUCAUCCUUUUCUUUCCUCUCGUCGUUUCGAUCUUCCGUGGCUCCUAGGCUGUUGUUUCCCGUGUGACUUUUUGCAUCCGUACGACCAGAAGACAAAAUAGUUGUUAGUUUGAGAAUCCUUGGUUUUUUAUAUAUAUAUAUAUGUAGAGAAAUGAAAGAGCUAUAUUAUGUAUGUAAACAUACGGCGACCUAUAUAUGAUCCAAAUCUAUAUAUUGUUAUGACUUAUGAAUAUUGCGUACGUACAGGGUUAGUGCUGCGGCCAGUGCUGCUAACAAACAGAGGGACCAAUGAAGACUUCGAGAUCUGCUGUGGCUUAACGCAUCAUGCAUAUCUUCUAUAUUCUCUAUAUACACAUUACGAAUAUCUAACGGUUCCAACGCUCACGCCCCCUCCCCUCCUCUCCCCUCUCCUCUUCUCUUCUCUCUUCCCUCUCUUCCUCCCUCGCUCUAAUGCCCUUUAUUCUUGCCAAAUGAUUGUUGUGAACUUUUGUCAUGUGCUCUAGGUUUUUUAAAUUCUGUUUUGGUUUUUGUUUUCGCUUUUGUUAUUUUUCUUUUUUUUAUAUUAUAACCUUUCGCAUAAUAUGGGCAGGCCGAGCGCUGGCCGGGCCAACGACACGACAGACAGACAGACAGACAGACAGACAGACAGACAGGAAAAGAAUGUUUUGGACUGCAGACGGUUGGUCAGGUCUCAUAUGAUGACAGUUCAUUCCUCCACAGACAAGUUGGGUCAUUUGUCUACAGAUGGUUGAUCAUCUACAGACAUUUCAGUUGUUUCCUGUAAAGACGUUUGGGUUGGUUUUUACCACGCAGAACUGCUAAUGUGGACGGACUACUGUAGAUGGGCCUCCAAAGCGAUGUACUGUAGAUAGCAAACGGACUACUGAGAGAGGAGAUGAGAGGACGAUCUCACAGGACGGAUUGGCAGUGUGGCCAACGAUGAGCUCCGAGCUCACUCAGUCACCCCCAAACCCCCCACCCCCCACCGCCCCCAACACCCCCCACGCCGACCGCCACUGGCGUGGUCACCAGCUUCCACACCAAUCGGACUGUGAUGGUCUCAAGAAUGGAGUCACAUAAUGGAGUUACACCGACGUCCCAACGUCCGCUUGGAGCUCCGGUAAACCCCAAUCCCCCACCGCAACCACCACCACAACCUUGCAGUGCUGUGGAGCCCUGUAGCCCUGAGAAUUCCCUUCAACCACAGCAGUACAUGCACAUUGCUACGACAGACGAUGUCGCAUGUGCGAAAGGUCAAGUGAGGUUUUUUCCCGUUGUCACGGGGGCGGGUGUGCUCUUGUUGUUUUGGGGGAACGACAUACAGACUUUUUCUUUCUUUCGUGGCAAAAAGAAAAAAACAGUUAACAAAAAUGCAAAUAACUAACUGCAACCCCAGUGGCAUCCCUUCUUGUAUCUCCGUGUUUACUGAGCCCUAACCUGCAGCCCCUCAGUUAAAACACGCACCCACACAAACACCACACACACACACACACACACACACACACACACACACACACACACACACACACACACACAACCACACGCCGCAUGCCCUGAGUGUUGUUCAUUGUUUCUGCCAGUCCGCGCGGAGUCGGUGCCUGCGAACAUGUAGCAUGUGUGUUGUUUUGGGGAGGUUAGCGGUUAGCUUUAGCAUCCUGGGGUGGUAUACAAGGACAGGACGGAACAAGACAGAAGUGUGUUAAAUGCUUCAGUGCGCAGAGUAGAGGUACCGGGUAAGUACUGGUCUAGAGCUGGGUAGAUGAUGCAGACUGUUCACGUCAUCGCCUCGGCUUCAAUCAGCAAUGUAUGGAACUACAGAGAAUGAGAGAAUUGGUGGGGUGUAAGGGAUUGAUAUGUACAUUCAUUUUUUUGUACCUUGUAAUUUAUUAAAUAUAUCUAAGACAAUUA
Molecule: messenger RNA, 6145 nt
Organism: Engraulis encrasicolus (European anchovy)
Lineage: Eukaryota; Metazoa; Chordata; Actinopteri; Clupeiformes; Engraulidae
Gene: ipo13b
Product: importin 13b
Exons: 22
Coding region: 548-3430 (960 amino acids)
Biological process (GO): protein import into nucleus
Cellular component (GO): cytoplasm
Molecular function (GO): small GTPase binding
Source: RefSeq, a predicted model, not a curated record